GUCUGAAUCACCACCACCAUCUUUAUGUUAUUGCCCCCCCCCCUCUCUCUCAAACCCUUGAGCGUGAUAUUUCUUGGUAUGAUCCAUCGGAAGCCAAGUUGAUGAGCUUCGAGUGUGAUCUACUGAUCUUUGUUUUUAUUAUUCAAUGCAUUCCACCCACUUUCUUUGUCUAAGUUCCAUUAUUUAAUUGAGCCAGCUAGUCUCCUUUUCUUUUCCUCCGUCUUGAGUUAUUUACCAGAUUUCGUUUUCUUUUGCCUUUUUCUUCCUGGGUCAGGGUUUUCCUUCAAUAAUUUUAUCAUCUCUUCUCACUUACUGCAUCAAGCUCUUCAACUUUGGCCCUCUCUGGAAAGCAAGUACUUGAAUGCCAUUGAAAGUUAAAGUCAUCUGCCCAAGUCCCAACUAUAUUUCAGUUUCCAGAAGUACAACAAGCAGACAAACGAUGUCGUUUGCCGUAGAAAGGUGAAGAAGAAAUUGAAACCAUGCCGUGUCCGUCUUCCGUUUUGAAGUUAUAGCUGAGUAGCGAUUUACUUCCAUGGGUGAAUUCAUGGUGGAUGCGCCGAUCCGUGAGGAUAAGAUCGGAGAGACAGUGGCUUCCAAUUCUUCUUUGCAAGUGUCAGUUUCGUUUGGUAGAUUUGAGAGCGAAUCUCUCUCUUGGGAGAAAUGGUCGUCUUUCUCUCCAAAUAAGUACUUGGAGGAAGUUGAAAAGUGUGCUACGCCUGGAUCAGUAGCUCAGAAGAAAGCUUAUUUCGAGGCCCAUUACAAGAAAAUUGCCGCCCGGAAAGCUGAAUUGCUGGAUCAAGAGAAGCAAGCGGAGAAGAAUCUUUCGAGAUCAGAAGAUCAAAACAAAGAAGAUCUGAGCGAGAACACUUGCGGGACUGAUGCAGAAUUUGAUGCAUCCAACGGUCAAGGUUCUUUCGUCAAAGAGAUUAAGCAAGCAACCAAUUCAACUGUUGAGGUCGGUGGGGUACAUAUGGAUGGUAUGACUGAAAAUAUUCCAGAAUCUAGAGAUUAUCAAAGCACAUCAAAUGAGGAAGAGAAGAAAAAACCGGAAAGCAGAUCAGAUGGUUCCAAUCUUGGUAAUACAGCACCUGUCUACACAAAAGGAAAAACUACCCCCGUUGAAGCUGAAAACGUGAAGGAACCUUCAGGCAAUGUUGACAAUGGGUUGGCAGAGGUGCAGGCAUCUCAAGUUGAAGCAAAAGAUAUGAAAUUGGAUUAUCCAGAGGAAUCUAAGAAGGUUAACAAUGUCAAUAGGGAAAAUAGUGCUGUAAAGACGAAAAGGAAACCAGUGGUGCCUACAUCUAAGGCACACCAGAUUACAACACCUAGAAGCUCAAGACUUACACCAACUCCGACCAAAACUUUACCAUCUGCCACUUCGAGUAAAAAGGGAAAUUCUCCAUCUUUAUCUGGAAGGAAAAAUCCAUCCACUCAGGAAAACAAAAGAGUUGCUAACAAAUCUUUACACAUGUCCCUUAGCCUGGGUCCACGUAAUAUCGACCCAGUUCCUCUUACCCCAAUGAGGAAAUCUUUUAUUAUGGAGAAAAUGGGGGAUAAAGACAUAGUCAAACGUGCAUUUAAGACAUUCCAGAACAAUUUCAACCAGUCUAAUACCCCUGGCGCAGCUAGAUCCCUGGUAACAGGACGGGUUCCUUCAAAGGGGACAGAGGCAAAAGUUCAAACAUCUAUGGCUUUGCGGAAAGAAAAUGGACGGCCUAAAAUGGUUGACAGUAUGGAUAAACGAAGUGGGAAUGUUGCCCAAAGUUCUGUAGGCUUGAAAAGUGACAUUGGAGCUGUCAAAGGAAAAGAGCAUUCAAAGAAAACGGGGGGAAAAUCUAAUGCAAAAGAAGCUGAAAGAACACUUCUUCAAUCAAAACCAAAGGAGGGAAAAGAGGCUGAGACAAAAAAGUCAAAGCAGAAUGUUAAAACGACAACCCUACCAACUUUCUACCGGGGCCAGAAGGUAUCAGAAAGCCAUCCAAAAAGGGGAGGUGUUAAGCCAGAGAAUCCUCGUUGAGAGAAAAAGAAGGCGGUGAAAACAUUCAGGACUAGGUAGAUCUGUGCCACAUUGUAGUGUAGUCAGAGACAAGUAGGCCUGUGCCAUAUAUAUAUAUAUAUACACACAAUACACACACAGUGUAGCUUAUGAACAAUAUGAGUAGUAGCAGACAGAGAAAGGAGCAAUGCAUCAUUUGUUUGGCAAUAAAUUUCUUCCCCACCCCCAAAAACAACCUAGGCGAUCUGUGGAAUAGAAAGUAAUUCUGUAUAAUGUCUGAAUUAUGUUAGAAAUGCGUGUUCUUGUGGUGUACUUAAUUGCUUCUUUGAUUUCUUCUCACCACCUUCUAUGUCUUUACUGUGCUGUAAACAAUUUGAAGAUAUAUGAAACAAGAAACUCAUUCCCAA
Messenger RNA from Prosopis cineraria, 2403 nucleotides. Its product is annotated as protein WVD2-like 7. The record is from RefSeq and is a predicted model, not a curated record. The transcript has 10 exons. The coding region runs from base 533 to 2017 and encodes 494 amino acids. NCBI's taxonomy places the organism in Eukaryota, Viridiplantae, Streptophyta, Magnoliopsida, Fabales, Fabaceae.